This is a messenger RNA of Trichomonas vaginalis G3, 222 nucleotides long. RefSeq names its product DNA-directed 5'-3' RNA polymerase protein. The transcript has a single exon. The coding region runs from base 1 to 222 and encodes 73 amino acids. NCBI's taxonomy places the organism in Eukaryota, Parabasalia, Trichomonadida, Trichomonadidae. Gene Ontology annotation, molecular function: DNA binding; zinc ion binding; DNA-directed RNA polymerase activity. Gene Ontology annotation, biological process: tRNA transcription by RNA polymerase III; transcription by RNA polymerase I; transcription by RNA polymerase II. Gene Ontology annotation, cellular component: RNA polymerase II, core complex; RNA polymerase III complex; RNA polymerase I complex. The record is from RefSeq and is a predicted model, not a curated record.
AUGCUGAUUCCUGUUCGUUGCUUUACUUGCGGAGCCAUCAUCGGACACAAAUGGAAAGAGUACGUCAGACUAAUCGAGGAAGAGCACAUGAACUAUACAGAAGCUUUAAACGCACUUAACUUAAAGAGAUUUUGCUGCCGUAGAAUGCUCUUAACACAUGUCGAUCUUCUUGAUAGAAUGCUUCUCUACUCUCGUCAGGAUACAACACCAACCCAAAACUAA